AGCGGGUGCGGGUAGCCUACCCCCAACCCUUGGGCGGGUAGGCCCUUGGUGCCGAAGGGGAGGGGGGGAUCGCACUGCCGGCGGCGUAGCCGUGGCAUGACGAGGACAUGAUUCCGCACAGCACACAGAUCCAAUCCCCUUGGAGCUGCUGCACAAGAGAAGCACACACACAGUUUCUCCUCAACACCGACAAACACCGCUUCGCACUCUUCAUCCCUCUGCCCUCUGCUCUUAUUUCCCUCGCAAUCCAACUGCGCUCGACUUUAGUCCAGACAUCAGAUUCUCUUCCCCCCUUUUCUACCUACAAUCCCACGACAGUCUUUACCUCGAUUCCUUAUUUACCCACACCCACACCCAUUCAUAGACAGGCUGUGCAACCUCUUUCUUACUCGUCUCGUCCAAGCUACUACUUCUACCCAUCAAGAUGCUGUCCAUCAACAAGGUGGCAAUUGGCGCGUCCAUCGCCCUCUUUGCAUCCAGCGUUGCAGCACAUGCUGGUCACGGCGGCCCCAAGCCGGGCGGUUCCAAGACCAUGAACGUUCACAAGCGCGCUUCCAACACUGCCAGCAACUACCAAGCUGAAGCAUCCAUCACGAGCACCGCAGAAGAAUGCACUGCUUACUACAUUGAAGAGGUCAAUGCCCUCGCCAGCGCAUACCCCACGAUCUGGACAAUCGCUAGCAUCCCCACUGCCGACACCUACGCCUCAUCCGUCUUCAAUGCCAUGUCCUCUGGCAUCCCCAACAUUGCACCUCGUGGUACAUCCAACGGUGACUUCAGCGGUGUGACAUACGACACAUCGACUGACCCUGACUGUUGGUGGACACAAACCGGCUGCACAAAACCCAAGGCGGCGGGUAUCCCAGACGACGUCAUCACUUGCCCAGAGGCAAAGACGUGGGGAUUGAGCUUCGACGAUGGACCCAACUGCACCCACAAUGCUUUCUACGACUUUUUGCAGACCAACAACCAGAAGGCCACCAUGUGCUACAUUGGCUCCAAUGUCAUGGACUGGCCUCUGCAAGCUCAGCGUGGUAUUGCCGACGGUCACCACAUCAUUGGACACACAUGGUCGCACAUGUACAUGACCUCGCUCACCAACGAAGAGGUAUUUGCUGAGCUGUACUACUCGUCCAAGGCGAUCAAGGACAUCAUGGGCAUCAGCGUCGAGGCUUGGAGGCCUCCUUACGGUGACGUCGACGACCGUGUGCGAUACAUUGCCACUCAGCUCGGUCUCAAGACUAUCCUCUGGGACAACGACACCGACGACUGGGAGGUUGAGCCCGCAGGAGACUUGACUCAAGCUCAGGUUGAGGCCAACUACCAGGACAUCCUCGGAAACGUUUCCUCCUCGCACGGUACCAUUGUGCUGACCCAUGAGAUCAACGAGUACACCAUGGAGCUGUUCAUGACCGAGUACUCCAAGAUUCAGGGUGUCUACAGCCACAUUGUACCCCUCACUGCUUGCAUGAACUGGACCGAUCCUUACCAGGAGGGAGACAUCACCUACCCCAACUUUGAGGAUUACGUCGCUGGUACCACCAUGCCUUCGGGAUCCCCUACCACCUUUACCAUCUCCAGUGCCUCUUACUCCCCCUACCAGGGUGGAGGCUCUUCUGUCGUGGCCGCCGAAGGUCUUGCUACCGGUGCUGCCAGCAGUGCUUCUUCCUCCGGCUCCAAGGCCAAGUCUUCCUCUGGCUCCUCUGGCUCCGCCGCAUCCGCCUCGUCGGGCUCUUCCGAUGCCAGCUCCACUUCGAAGUCGAGCGCCUCGGGACUCACCAAGCCCCUUGCUGGUAUCGCCGCCGCCGUCUUCGGAGGUGUCGCCUUUGUCAUCUUUGCUUAAAAACGCCAAAGUGGCAAAUCUUGCGAGCUCUCGACGUCCCGACGAACAGAAUCGUCGUCGCGACAGACAACGGCGCUUCUGCUGGUCAGGGGGCGUCUCCGCUCGUUGUGCAUAGUUUUCCCGCUUUCCACGUUCCCCCAUGAACAUCAUUUCUUCUUUACUCUGCACCGAAAUUCUUUCGCUGCUCGAAAAAAAAGCCUCUUUUCUCCAUUCAUAUACAUGUAUCUACAUCCUGUUAGCGC
Messenger RNA from Microstroma glucosiphilum, 2085 nucleotides. RefSeq names its product glycoside hydrolase/deacetylase. Gene Ontology annotation, molecular function: chitin deacetylase activity. The record is from RefSeq and is a predicted model, not a curated record. NCBI's taxonomy places the organism in Eukaryota, Fungi, Basidiomycota, Exobasidiomycetes, Microstromatales, Microstromataceae. Gene Ontology annotation, biological process: carbohydrate metabolic process. The transcript has a single exon. Gene Ontology annotation, cellular component: membrane. The coding region runs from base 425 to 1843 and encodes 472 amino acids.